CUUCGAGGUCGAAUCUUAAUAAGUGAUCUGCUCGAAUCUCCUUUUCUUGGAGAGCAAUGUCUUCAGAGACGGAGCCCAUGGGCCUUUGGCCGACUCAGAUUUCAAAUCAGCAGCUGCUCGGAUGGACGAACCUCGCAGCUCUUCUCGGGCUCUACUACGUCUGUAAAAUCAUCUAUCGUCUGUAUCUGAGUCCUCUGUCUCAUAUUCCAGGCCGCAAACUUGCCGCUGCAUCACAUGUCUACGCUUUCUACCACAACGUCGUCUGCCGUGGACAAUACAUCUGGGAAAUCGAGAAAAUGCACGCCCAAUACGGUCCUAUAGUUCGAAUCGGCCCAGACGAAGUCCACAUCAACGACUCCAACUUCAUUGACACCAUCUUCGCUGGUCCCGGCCACCGCCGCGAAAAAGCGCAACUCACCAUAAAUGGGCUCGGUUCCUCGCCCACCGCCAUCGCAACCCGCUCCCACGACCUGCACAAGUCUCGCCGCGCAGCACUCAACCCCUUCUUCUCAACCAAGAACAUCCGACGCCUAGAGCCCAUGGUCCACGAAGUGCUCUCGCAAAUAUUGCAGCGCUUAGAAACGGCGAAGAAGGAGAAGAGGUCGGUGAAUAUGAGUUUGUUGUACAGAGCAGCGACGCAUGACUUGAUUGCGGAUUAUGCCUUUGGACAAGGCAGUAUUUCCUUCAGUAGAGAGGAUCUGAAUCAGCCUUAUUUCCAAGCGUAUCACGAGAUGGUGCUCACUUGGCAUUUUGGGUGUUAUUUUCCCUGGUUUACGCAUAUCAUGCGGAGGCUGCCGAUGACGAUUCUUACGACGAUGGUGCCGAGCGUGAAGCAAUUUAUCUCAAUGAUUCAAGCAGCUAUGGUGAAAAUCGAUAAAAUCAAAGCAGCAGCUUCGACCGAAGAGCCAGAGAGACCAACAAUCUUCCACGGACUGCUUUCCUCCUCCCUUCCCGACUCGGAAAAGGACUCCACGCGCCUAGCGGAAGAAGCGAACGUCCUUUUGUCUGCAGGCACAGAUUCUUCCGCCAACACAUUAUCGGCAAUCACCUUCCACCUCCUAUCAAACCCGCCAAUCUUGAAAAAGCUGAGAGAGGAAUUGGAGAAAGCAAUUCCGGAUAAAGAUGAACGCCAGUUCCCGAGCUUCAACCAGGUCGAGCAACUCCCUUACCUCUCCGCCGUGAUUCAAGAAGGGCUGCGCUUGCACCCAGCCGUGAUAAGCCGCCAGCAGCGCGUUGCUCCCUCUGAGGACUUGGUCUAUGUCAACCCUAGUACCGGUACAAACUACAGACUGCCCAGAGGGACGGUGAUGGCCAUGAACCCCCUUCUGCUCGCGCGCAUCCCUGCUCUCUAUCCGAACCCAGGCGAGUUCAGACCAGAGAGGUUUCUGGAGGAUAAGAGGUUGCGGGGGUAUGGGCUUACGUUUAGCAGGGGCAGCAGGAUGUGUCUUGGGAUGCAGUUGGCGUAUCAGGAGAUGUAUGUCAUUCUUGCGGGGCUGUUUGGGAGGUUUGAUUGUGCGGGGGAGAAGGGAGAGGGAGGGGAAUGGUUGGAGUUGUAUGAGACGGAUAGAGGGGAUGUGGAGAUGGUGAGGGAUUUGGUGACAGAGGGACUUAGGGAUGGGAGUGUGGGGGUUAGGGUGUUGGUUAAAGGGCUCUGAAUCUGUAAGAAGAUGUUUGUUUAAAAGACGUUAUGAGCAGCUACUCGGUGGAGACAUAUCUAAUUCGAUUUCGGGCAUAACAUUAGAUCAAAAUUGGCUUGUCGGUAGUUUGUUUGACCCGUAAGAGCUUUAUAUGGA
Hyaloscypha bicolor E is the source of this 1793-nucleotide messenger RNA. Its product is annotated as cytochrome P450. Gene Ontology annotation, molecular function: heme binding; oxidoreductase activity, acting on paired donors, with incorporation or reduction of molecular oxygen; monooxygenase activity. NCBI's taxonomy places the organism in Eukaryota, Fungi, Ascomycota, Leotiomycetes, Helotiales, Hyaloscyphaceae. The transcript has 4 exons. The coding region runs from base 57 to 1655 and encodes 532 amino acids. The record is from RefSeq and is a predicted model, not a curated record.